CGCCGGAAGCGGAAGCUGCCGCGGCCGGAAGAGCCCGGCACCGCUUUGCUCCCGCUCGCGGCCCCGGAAGCCGCUGCCGCCGCGCGCGCCAUGGCGCUGUUCGAGCAGAUGCGGGCCAACGUGGGCAAGCUGCUCAAGGGCAUCGACCGGUACAACCCGGAGAACCUGGCCACGCUGGAGCGCUACGUGGAGACGCAGGCCAAGGAGAACGCCUACGACCUGGAGGCCAACCUGGCCGUGCUCAAGCUGUACCAGUUCAAUCCAGCAUUCUUCCAGACCACCGUCACCGCUCAGAUCCUGCUCAAGGCGCUGACCAACCUCCCGCACACGGACUUCACCCUCUGCAAGUGCAUGAUCGACCAGGCUCACCAAGAAGAGAGGCCGAUCAGGCAGAUCCUCUACCUGGGGGAGCUGCUGGAGACCUGCCACUUCCAGGCCUUUUGGCAAGCCCUGGAUGAGAACAUGGAGCUGCUGGACGGGAUCACUGGCUUUGAGGACUCUGUUAGGAAAUUCAUCUGCCACGUGGUGGGGAUCACCUACCAGCACGUUGAUCGGUGGUUGCUGGCGGAGAUGCUGGGAGACCUCUCAGACAGCCAGCUCAAGGUCUGGAUGAGCAAAUAUGGCUGGACAGAAACUGAGCCUGGCAAGGUCUUCAUCUGCAACCAGGAGGAGAGCGUCAAACCCAAGAACAUUGUAGAGAAAAUAGACUUUGACAGUGUCUCCAGCAUCAUGGCAUCUUCCUUGUGAUGCCCCUGUUGCCCACUACCAUCUGUGCUGCUUGUGAGAACCUGCUCUGGGUCUAUUUCUUAUUUAAUUCCUUUUUAAAUUUUAAUCCAGCCCUGGCCAAUAAAUGUUUGGAGAGA
Messenger RNA from Alligator mississippiensis (American alligator), 863 nucleotides. It is a transcript of the gene EIF3K, whose product is annotated as eukaryotic translation initiation factor 3 subunit K. The transcript is spliced from 8 exons. Gene Ontology annotation, cellular component: cytoplasm; eukaryotic translation initiation factor 3 complex. Bases 91 to 747 code for a protein of 218 amino acids. Lineage: Eukaryota; Metazoa; Chordata; Crocodylia; Alligatoridae. Gene Ontology annotation, biological process: regulation of translational initiation. Gene Ontology annotation, molecular function: ribosome binding; translation initiation factor activity. The record is from RefSeq and is a predicted model, not a curated record.